CCGAGUGGCGCCAUUUCUCUGUUGCUGUGAAGGAAAGCCAAGAGACGCUCAUGAAUCGAACUGGGCGAUGGUGGAAGCUCCGCCGCCGCGGUGCACCCGGCGAGCUCGAUGACGAUGAUCCCUUCUCUCUCCCAUCGCACGACGAUCUCCAACCAAUGGACACCCAAGAGCAAGAGGAUAUGAUCCUCUCUUUCGAGAAGAAUCAUGCUCAACAAAAUCGUCUCUGGAGGGGCGUUUUUGCAGUUUUUCUCAUUGGUUAUGCUGCUUUCUCGAUGUACUCCGCUUUUUACCAAGCUCUGUUUCCAUGGGAUCUGCGUUAUCAUGCUUACUUCAUGGAAGAGAUGCAACCGUGGAUUGUAAUCUUAGCAGAUUGGGUUGCUGUUCUCGCUUGUUUGUUCGCAGUCAAGGGGCUUGUUGAUAGGUCAAGUUCUUACCAGCAGUGGUUUUGGUUUUCAUGCUGUGCAAGCCUAUUUUUGACUGUCUUUUGGUUAUAUUACAUGCUCAGGCUGCCAAAGUUCCGGUGGGAUGUAAUUUGGCUUCCUUUGGGGCCUUUAAGUGGGUCUGGAAUCUGCUUUUAUAUAGACCAUCUGCUGAAGGAGUCGUUUGAAGAUAUAAGAAAGUUGCGCGGUUACAUGUACAAUUAUAAAACCAUAUGAGAUCAUGUGCACUUCUUUCAGUCAGAUGUUUCAAUUGCAUCACUCAUCCCAGCAACAUCUGGAUGCACUCUGACUUCAUAAACUCCGGCAAAUGCUUAUUUAUGGAUCUAGAAGUCGUAUCUCAUUUGAUAUUCUGGGCAGACAGGAAUCUUUCCCAAUCUUGCAAAUAUAAACAAUGUAAAGAAUCUUGUGCAUGGAGCCAAAAUCCUGAUUGUCAUGAACCUUUUUUGUUUCUGUGUUUUUUAUUUUAUUUUAUUUUUUUGGGGGCCCUUUUCUCAGAAAGGAGUGCCUGAAACAAAUUUGUGCUUAUUUCCUUUUAAGGUCAGGAAAUGCAGGCGAAGUUACUUUA
This is a messenger RNA of Dioscorea cayenensis subsp. rotundata (Guinea yam), 1005 nucleotides long. RefSeq lists its product as uncharacterized. NCBI's taxonomy places the organism in Eukaryota, Viridiplantae, Streptophyta, Magnoliopsida, Dioscoreales, Dioscoreaceae. The transcript is spliced from 8 exons. The record is from RefSeq and is a predicted model, not a curated record. The coding region runs from base 51 to 656 and encodes 201 amino acids.